Messenger RNA from Lagenorhynchus albirostris (white-beaked dolphin), 3946 nucleotides. RefSeq names its product solute carrier family 35 member F5 (gene SLC35F5). NCBI's taxonomy places the organism in Eukaryota, Metazoa, Chordata, Mammalia, Artiodactyla, Delphinidae. The record is from RefSeq and is a predicted model, not a curated record. Gene Ontology annotation, biological process: regulation of peptide transport. Bases 1047 to 2558 code for a protein of 503 amino acids. Gene Ontology annotation, cellular component: membrane. The transcript is spliced from 17 exons.
GGACUCUGUAAGGACAUGAAUACCAUCAGAUGGAGAUCAUUGGGGAUCAUCCUGGAGGCUGGCUGCCACAAGGCUCUGAUGAGAGGGGUCGGCAAGUCCAAGGAGCGUAAAUAAGCACAGUGUGACUACAGUGGAAUUAUGAGCAGUGCAAGGGAAGAGCCGGCGUCCAAGGGGGAGCAGGAGAUCAAGUCGUAUUGGACUUAUAGGCCACAGUAGGGACUUCCAGUUGUUUGCUCAGUGAGAGGGAAAGCCAUUGGAAGGUAGCAGGAUAAUUUCCUGAAUUACUAAAUUCUGUUUGUUCUUCCAGCAUUUUCUCUUCCCCCUCAUUUUCAUCAGGUUUUGCCAUUCUCUGCCUCAGGGCUCAUGACUGGGCUGAAAGCAGGAAUAGCCUAAGGCCAAGGGAUCCUGUGGGGUUAGAAGAAACCUAACUCCUAGGGCUGAGGAGCUCUGAAGGGCUUCUGCUAGGUUUCCUUGAGGAGAAAGGGAGAGGCAUUUCUUUGAGAUGUCCUAAGGCGGGGAGAAAAUGUUCCCUGAGGCACUGAAACCUAUUUGCAACCCUGAGCUGUGGAUACCCUGGCCUUGCUCCCUUGCAGUGGCACUGGGAGAGCACAGGAAUGGUUUUGUGAGUACUUGGGUAGGAAGGAUUGACUCAGAAGAGCCACAGGACAUGAGUGUGGUUUGUGAGAUGGGUGAAGCAACAGUAACUAGUAUUUCGCUAUGUCAGCCCCAGGACCUUUGCACAACUUUCCUUGGAAGAUAAGUCCCGAAGGUCAUUGAAGUUGCAUUCUUACCAGGCUGGUAGACUAAAGGUUCAUAGUGACAAGUUGUGUUCCCAGAGAAACAGACAUCCAUUGGUAAUCUGAGAUUUGCAUGUAGGACGUUUAUGGUGGGGGAGAGGGGAGUGCUCUUAGUAUUAAUACCUAUGGUGGAGUGAAGAAGCAGAAGGAGAAGACGAAUCGUUGUCCAGUCCCAACAAAGGACUCAACUGAUAGCUUGUGGAGCUCUGGACCUAUAAAUUGUCCCGAUGGAAGCAAGGCUGUGGUCACAUGACACAAGAGCAAGUCAAGAUAUAUUCAAGGAACUACCUAGAAGUCCCUCUGCUCAGAAGGAACCAGGAUCCUGGCAAACCCUUAUCUAGAGGCUGGGGAUGCAGUGGUGAACAAGACACAAAAAGUUCCUGCACUCAUGGAGCUGAUAUUCUGAUGGAAGACAAACAAAUGCAUAAAUAUAUACUGUAUUUUCAGUUCAUGUAUGUUUUUACUCAGUACAACAAACCAUUCUUCAGCACCUUUGCAAAAACAUCUAUGUUUGUUCUGUACCUUUUGGGCUUUAUAAUUUGGAAGCCAUGGAGACAGCAGUGUACAAGAGGAUUUCGAAGAAAGCAUGCUGCUUUUUUUGCAGAUGCUGAAGGUUACUUUGCUGCUUGUACAACAGAUACAACUAUGAAUAGUUCUUUGAGUGAACCUCUUUAUGUUCCUGUGAAAUUUCAUGAUCUUCCGAGUGAAAAACCUGAGAACACAAACAUUGAUACUGAAAAAUCUCCCAAAAAGUCUCGUGUAAGGUUUAGUAAUAUCAUGGAGAUUCGACAGCUUCCAUCAAGCCAUGCAUUGGAAGCUAAGUUGUCUCGCAUGUCAUAUCCUACCGUGAAAGAACAAGAAUCCUUACUCAAAACUGUGGGAAAACUAACUGCAACUCAAGUAGCAAAAAUUAGCUUUUUUUUUUGCUUUGUGUGGUUUUUGGCAAAUUUGUCAUAUCAAGAAGCACUUUCAGACACAAAAGUUGCUAUAGUUAAUAUUUUGUCCUCAACUUCUGGACUUUUUACCUUAAUCCUUGCUGCAAUGUUUCCAAGUAACAGUGGAGAUAGAUUUACUCUUUCUAAACUAUUAGCUGUAAUUUUAAGCAUCGGAGGUGUUGUGCUGGUAAACCUGUCAGAGUCUGAAAAAUCUGCUGGAAGAGACCCAAUAGGUUCCAUUUGGUCUCUUGUUGGAGCCAUGCUCUAUGCUGUCUAUAUUGUUAUGAUCAAGAGAAAAGUAGACAGAGAAGAUAAAUUGGAUAUUCCAAUGUUCUUUGGUUUUGUAGGUCUCUUUAAUCUGCUGCUCUUAUGGCCAGGUUUCUUUUUACUUCAUUAUACUGGAUUUGAGGACUUUGAGUUUCCCAAUAAAGUAGUAUUAAUGUGCAUUAUCAUUAAUGGCCUUAUUGGAACAGUGCUCUCAGAGUUCCUGUGGUUGUGGGGCUGCUUUCUUACCUCAUCACUGAUAGGCACACUUGCACUAAGCCUUACAAUACCUCUGUCCAUAAUAGCUGACAUGUGUAUGCAAAAGGUGCAGUUUUCUUGGUUAUUUUUUGCAGGCGCUAUCCCUGUAUUUUUUUCAUUUUUUAUUGUAACUCUCCUGUGCCAUUAUAAUAAUUGGGAUCCUGUGAUGGUGGGAAUCAGAAGAAUUUUUGCCUUUAUAUGCAGAAAACAUCGAAUUCAGAGGGUUCCAGAAGACAGCGAACAGUGUGAGAGUCUCAUUCCUAUGCACGGUGUUUCUCAGGAGGAUGGAGCUAGUCAGCUGUAGUCCAGCUUGAUAAUGGAACAAUAUACGGUGAAGAGACAAUCUCUGGCAAGUUUUUGUAGAAAAAUGUUUCAGUGCCUAGUCUGAAAAAUAACAGUUUCAGUUCUUUGGAACUCUAAAACAUAUUUUCCUCUUGUCUGUUUUCUUCAUUUUCUUAAUGAAGUACUUUGCUAUGUAGCUGUGUACAUAUCACUACAGUUAUAGGAAGUUUCAGUCUACAGUCCAUCUAAAGGACCAACCUGCCUUACACAUCUCAAGGAAUUCAGCUGAUGAAAUAAUUUGGACUAAUCAAGGGAUAAAAUUUUAAUGUUCUGGAGACUUUAUUUUCACAUAUUAUUUGUUAAAUGCUGGACUAUAUUAUGAAAAUGUUUUCAAGAAAUCAUUUUAAGUAUAUAGAUUGGUGUUUCUUACAGGUAAAAUGCUAAAAUAAGCUGCCUAUAAUAGGUACGGGUUAUAUUUUUGAGUUUUGUAGAAUAUUACAAAUUAACAACACGAAAAAUGUUUAAUUUAUGCAGCAAAUAUAUUCACACAAAUUUGGUAGGACUUUAGAAAGAAUCGAUAUUUGAGAGAAGAUCUGGUUCACUUACACUACAUAUACUGUAUUAUCCUUUCAUAGCAUUAGGUGCCUUCUACUUUAAAUCUGUGACAAACCAUGACAAAUUUUUAAAGGAGAAGUAUUAUUGUAAAAUGAAGAAUCAUGUACUUCUAAAGACUGUAUUGCUGUAAGUUUAAUUGAUAAAGCUCUGCUUAUUUAGAGUUUUGAAGAAAUAUCCUCUCUUCAAUUAAACAUUUUCAUAAUGGAAUGAUGUAAAUUGAAGUGAUAAAGAGUAUUAUUAAAAUAAAAUGUUUAUAUAUAUGUGUGUGUAUUAUAGAUCUAUCAAUUGGUUUCUGGUUUUUUUCACAUAUAAAUGUGCCAAAUUAUCCUAGAACUGGAUGCCUCUUCUUUAAAUAAUUUUAGUUUUCCUAAAUAAAUUUUUAUGGUUAAAAACCAAAGAAGGAAGGCAAGAAGAAAUUCUACUUUAAAAAUUACAUUUGGAGAUUUCCUUUACCAAGUUUAAAUUAAAUAUAAAUACUCCUGAUUUUAACUUUUAAACUUAGGUCUUAUAUGUCCUUAUUGUGCAGCAGCUCCUGGACUCUACUCACUGUAGCCCUCAGAGGAUGAAUGUAUGUCUCAGGAUUCAUCCAGGCUUUUGAUUAAUCAGAACGUAUUUCCUUCUCAAGUUUUGUGAGAUUAGUUCCUUUCUCUUCAAAAUUUCUUAACACGUCUGUUUUUUAAAAAUUCCCUUUGCAAUGUUUAGCUUCAGUUCGUCUUAUUCACGUUCUUAAAAUUGCUUCGAUGUUACCGUAAGUCUAAAAUGAAGUUUAGCCAUCUUUCUGCUUGUCCUGAGAUU